UGCAUUGGUUUGAGACGAAAGCAAUUUAACGUCACAGUGUCGUUCGAGAGUCUGGAAGGGUAUGAGGCUUAGUCCAGUGAACAUAGUGCAGUUGUCGAACAGAGCAGAAGCGGUAAACUGAUCUUUCGUUGUGAUCGUUUGUUAUUUUCACAAGUUCGCACGUCGGUGAGUGUCUGUGUGGUUAGGAGUGACAUUAUUUUCCGUGAAUAUACUGACUAAACUGUAGGGAAAGUUCAAGUAGGACAUGGUUACGUGCGCCUGACGGAAGGUCAGACAUAGACGUUAAUUCGCAUAGGUCUAAAAAAUGGCUGAGAAGUCAGCGAAGUGGACGUUGUUUUGUGUAGUAGUCGCGCAGAUUCUCUCUGUGGCCCUGUCUUCGGAUCACCAUUGCGUGUGGUACGGUGUUUGCGGAAUUGGUGAAGAUGGUAGAUUCAAGAACUGCCCGUACGAUGGGGCUGCGAAACUGCUGGAUUCCGAAGGUCAGAAACUGUUACAGAAAUGGUGCCCGCAUUUCAAAACAAUGGAUACCUGCUGUGAUACCGCCCAACUCAAGAACAUGGACACUGGUAUAACGCUGGCUGCAAACUUCCUUCAGAGGUGCCCGUCUUGUAUGACCAACCUUAUUAGGCACAUUUGUGAAUUCACAUGUUCUCCAGAGCAGAGCAGGUUUGUUGAAGUUGCUGAUCUAGGAGCUUUACAUAACGGGACUGAGUAUGUGAAUGGCAUAAAUGUGUAUGUGACCGAGAAGUAUCUUUCUGGUACUUACAAUUCAUGUCGUGGCGUCUCUGUACCUGCCACAGGGCAGCUCGCUUUUGAUCUAAUGUGUGGUGAAUGGGGGUCCAGUCGAUGUUCUGCACAGAAGUGGUUCCACUUCAUGGGUGACGCUGAAGGAAAUCCCUUUGUUCCCCUGCAGAUGAAUUACAUCUCAAAUAACGUGCCAGUGGGGUACGAAGCCAUGGAUCCCCCCUUGAUCCCGUGCAACGUGAGUGCCGCACCAGGAGUGCCGCCAUGUAGCUGUGUGGACUGCGAAGCUAGCUGUCCAGCUCCACCCCCAGAGAAGCCGGCGGUAGAACCCUUUACUCUGUUGGGGAAUGACGGAAUGGCCGUGACUAUGUCCAUAGUCUUCUGUAUUGGUGUGGCAGUAUUCCUUCUGGGGUUGUACUGCUGCAGUGCAAGGAAUCGCAGCAACAUUGCCAGCCUGAUGAUGGGAGAGGGUGCAGACCCUGUGGGUCAGCGACUGGCGGGCUUGGACCAGUCUCGUAUAGCUCUUGGUGCUGACGAAGAGGACAGCCCCUUGCGCUCAAAGCGGUCCAGUGUGGCAAGUGCAGAGGGAGCUGUCGUGCCCAGGCAAGUGGGACCAGAAAAUGCCUCGUAUGUGGAGAAGGUGGGGGCAGCGAUGGACAGGUUACUGGAGGAUUUGUUCAGACAUCUGGGCGUGUACUGUGCUACAAAACCUUGGCUCGUGCUGUUCCUUGGACUGUGUGUGCUGGUUGGACUAGGACAUGGCAUUAAGUAUAUGAAGGUUACAACAGAUCCAGUGGAGUUGUGGGCGUCCCCAACGAGCCGCUCCCGUGUGGAGAGGGAGUUCUACGAUGCGGCGUUCGAACCGUUCUACCGGACCGAGCAGAUUAUCGUGCAUGCGACGGGCCUGCCCAGCAUCGUGCACAACACUUCGAACGGCCCCAUUGAGUUUGGGCCAAUAUUCCACCGGGAGUUCCUGUUGGCACUGCGCCAGCUGCAGCAGCAGAUAACUCAGCUAGGUCAAGAUGAGGGGCAGGGCCUGGAGAAGAUCUGCUAUGCCCCCCUGACAGAGGCAGGGAAGCCGGCCACUCACACGUCGCAGUGUAUCGUGCAGAGUGUCUGGGGGUACUUCCAAGAUGACGAGGAGAAGUUUGAAGAAGUCGACGAGGACAUAGAGGGCUUCGAAGUGAACUAUAUGGAUCACAUAAAGAUGUGCACGCAGAACCCGUACGACCCAGAUCAGUGUUUGGCCCCCUACGGAGGCCCCAUAGAACCGGGAAUAGUGUUCGGUGGCUUCGGUGCCCGGACGGGGGAGAGUAGCUCGCUGAACUAUGAGCGUGCCACAGCAGCGAUCCUGACCUUCCUGGUCCGGAACCACCACAACAAGACCCUGCUGGGGCCAGCACUGGACUGGGAGCGUCGCUUCAUUGCUUUCAUGCAGAACUGGACCGCCACAUCAAAGCCGGACUUUAUGGAUGUCGCUUUUACCUCUGAGCGGUCCAUAGAAGACGAGCUGGAGCGUGGGUCUCAUUCAGACGUCAUCACCAUCUUUGUCAGCUACAUCAUCAUGUUUGGGUACAUUGCCAUAUCACUGGGCCAGAUGAACUCUUGCGCCCGGCUACUCGUUGAUAGCAAGAUAACCCUGGGUCUGGGCGGUGUGGUGAUCGUACUGGCAUCAGUGGUGUGCUCAGUGGGGUUGUUUGGCUUCGUCGGGGUUCCUGCCACACUGAUCAUCAUCGAGGUGAUCCCCUUCCUGGUGCUGGCUGUGGGAGUGGACAAUAUCUUCAUCCUUGUGCAGACACACCAGCGCGAGGGGCGCCAGCCAUACGAGUCGCAUGCGGAACACAUCGGGCGCAUUUUGGGACAGGUGGGCCCAUCGAUGUUGCUGACGUCAGUGUCGGAGUCGUGCUGCUUCUUCCUGGGUGCACUGUCGGACAUGCCGGCAGUGCGGGCGUUCGCGCUGUAUGCGGGCAUGGCACUGCUGGUGGACUUCCUGCUGCAGGUGACAUGCUUCGUGAGCCUGUUGUCAUUGGACACACUGCGCCAGCGCGCCAACCGCCUCGAUGUCUGCUGCUGGGUGCAAGGUCCGAAGGCCGACGCCGGUGCAGACAGUGACACUGAGGGUAUCCUCUACAAGUUCUUCAAGGUGCUGUAUGUACCUCUGCUGAUGCACAAGGUGGUUCGUGCCCUGGUGAUGGUGGUGUUCUUUGGGUGGCUGUGUGCCAGCAUAGCGGUGAUACCACAUGUAGACGUUGGCCUUGACCAGGAGCUGUCCAUGCCACAGGACUCAUACGUGCUCAAGUACUUCAAGAACCUCAAAGAAUUUCUCUCGAUGGGCCCACCAGUUUACUUCGUGGUAGUUCCUAAGGGCGAAGCCGCAGACUUUUCGCAGCCAGAGAUGCAGAACGCCAUCUGUGGUGGCCAGAACUGUCACCAGGACUCCCUGGUGACGCAGGUGUUCACGGCGUCCCGCCGGCCGCGCUCAUCAUACCUCGCAAAACCACCUUCCUCGUGGCUUGAUGACUAUUUCGACUGGUCUGGAGCGGAGAAAUGCUGCCAGUUCCGUCCAGAAAACGGGUCAUUUUGCCCUCACCGUGCUCCGGGCUGCCAGAUGUGUUUAAUAGAAAAGGACAACAAGACAGGUCGCCCAAGUCCACAGGCUUUCAAUCACUUCCUGCCAUUCUUCUUAGCAGAUAAUCCGUCGCCGUCCUGUGCCAAGGCGGGACAUGCGGCAUACGGCCAGGCUGUGGUAAUAAAACCAGAUGGGCGUGUGGGACCAAGUUACUUCAUGACAUACCACACCAUCCUGAAGACUUCAGCAGACUAUUACGGAGCCAUGGCUGCGGCUAGAGAGCUUUCGGCUGAGAUAGAAGAUUCGGUGAAUGAGCACCUCCCAGAGGGAGCGCAUGUGAAGGUGUUCCCAUACAGUGUCUUCUACGUGUUCUACGAGCAAUACCUCACGAUGUGGCCCGACACGCUGCGCAGCCUGGGAAUUUCCAUUGCUGCCAUCUUCGUCGUCACUGUUCUGCUGAUGGGGCUUGACAUCGUUUCAUCACUGGUGACAACUCUGACGAUAGUAAUGAUUGUGACGGACAUUGGUGGUUUGAUGUACUGGUGGGGCAUUUCGCUUAAUGCCGUAUCCCUGGUGAACCUGGUGAUGGCUGUGGGCAUUGCCGUGGAGUUCUGCUCGCACCUGGUCCACUCGUUUGCAGUUUCCGUGGAGGAAACGAGGGUUGCCCGUGUCACGGAUGCUCUGGUCAACAUGGGCAGCUCAGUCUUCUCUGGUAUCACACUCACCAAGUUUGGAGGGAUCCUUGUGCUAGCGCUGGCCAAGUCUCAGAUUUUCCAGGUGUUCUACUUCCGCAUGUACCUGGGGAUCGUGCUGUUCGGAGCAGCACACGGGCUGAUCUUCCUGCCGGUGCUGCUGAGCUACGUGGGACCGCCGAUGAACAGACAGAAGCUGGCCAACCGGUCGCGGCAGGUGACAUGCGGCGGCACGGUGGUGCAGGUGAGCGAGCGGAAGCGCAGCUGUCGUUGGGAGCAGGAGCUGCAGGAGAUGGUGGUGCCGGCCAGAGAAGAGAAUAGGGCCUGAGGAGAGGCGAGGCACCGGAGCCGAGACGUGACGGAGCGCACAGCUCAGAGCGCUGCACCGCUGCAGCCGGGCCACUGCAUGGAGACGGCAAUGACUGAACGGACCUAGACUAGGCUCACUCCACUCGCCGUCCCGAAACUGUCAAGAGUUCUGAAUGGAGUGUCGACGGAAUCUCGAGUGUGCUCUUGUCCCUCCACAAGGAGUCCUUUGACAGUUUGGUGUUACUUCUUAAAAAUUGAGUUUGUGCUGUGUUUUUGGGGAAGUGACUUGCAGUAUUAGUUAUAAUGUUGCUUUGAUGUUAGUAAGUCCAGUACAAAUUCUCAGCUCAAAAGAAUCAAAAUUCCAUAAAAAAAAAAUCCCCUUUGUUCAGGUGCAGAAAUCUUAAAAUGAAUCCUGGUAAUCAUGUGUAAAU
Schistocerca americana (American grasshopper) is the source of this 4745-nucleotide messenger RNA. RefSeq names its product NPC intracellular cholesterol transporter 1-like. Bases 305 to 4333 code for a protein of 1342 amino acids. Gene Ontology annotation, molecular function: lipid carrier activity. NCBI's taxonomy places the organism in Eukaryota, Metazoa, Arthropoda, Insecta, Orthoptera, Acrididae. The record is from RefSeq and is a predicted model, not a curated record. Gene Ontology annotation, cellular component: membrane. The transcript has 12 exons.